Nestor notabilis (Kea) is the source of this 746-nucleotide messenger RNA. Its product is annotated as cAMP-dependent protein kinase type I-beta regulatory subunit. Bases 1 to 396 code for a protein of 131 amino acids. The record is from RefSeq and is a predicted model, not a curated record. The transcript is spliced from 3 exons. Lineage: Eukaryota; Metazoa; Chordata; Aves; Psittaciformes; Psittacidae.
AUGAUCUUCAAUAUUUUAGAGUCCCUGGACAAAUGGGAGCGGCUGACAGUGGCUGAUGCACUGGAACCUGUCCAGUUUGAAGAUGGAGAAAAAAUUGUUGUGCAGGGAGAGCCCGGUGAUGACUUCUUCAUUAUUACAGAGGGCACAGCUUCUGUUCUGCAGCGCAGGUCUGACAACGAGGAGUACGUGGAAGUGGGAAGACUUGGUCCAUCAGAUUAUUUUGGUGAGAUAGCACUGCUGCUCAAUCGGCCCCGGGCUGCUACAGUGGUGGCACGUGGACCCCUGAAGUGUGUAAAGCUGGACCGGCCCCGCUUCGAACGAGUGCUUGGUCCUUGUUCCGAAAUCCUCAAGAGAAACAUUCAGAGAUACAACAGUUUCAUUUCGCUCACCGUCUAAAUGAUUCCUUCUGGAAAGCUGCCUCUGUGUGACCUUGUGCACUUAAAUUUGCUCUGUGCAGCUCCAUAGCUUUAUGAGGAAAAAGAUUAAAAGUGUGCAUUUUACACAUAUUUUUUCUGUUCAUGUCACGUAGUGGAUGUCAGUUCAAAUCUCAUGUAUCAUGUAAGUAGGAAGACAACUGUUUGGAUAAGACUAGCUUUGGGGAAGAUUAGGCUCUUGGCUUGCAGGCAAGAUUUUUACCUAUUGUUGUAUCAUGUAGCUUAAAACUGUGUUUUUAACUAUUUAAAAUACAUAUGAAUUUCUAUUUCCUUCAUUAUCUUUAUAGUUGUUCUUAUUCACCUUUUGUCAAG